CUCACGAGUUCUAAAGAAGCAAAGAAUGCAGCACUGAAGGCUAUUCCUCUUGGCAGACUGGGCCGGCCUGAAGACUGUGCAGGAGCUGUUGCCUACUUGGUCUCCGAUGAUUCCUCUUGGGUGACAGGGGAGACCAUUGUGGUGGCUGGAGGUGUCACAAGUCGGCUGUAG
Candidula unifasciata is the source of this 171-nucleotide messenger RNA. Lineage: Eukaryota; Metazoa; Mollusca; Gastropoda; Stylommatophora; Geomitridae. The record is from the annotation of a GenBank genome assembly.